Molecule: messenger RNA, 1033 nt
Organism: Ricinus communis (castor bean)
Lineage: Eukaryota; Viridiplantae; Streptophyta; Magnoliopsida; Malpighiales; Euphorbiaceae
Product: methylesterase 10
Exons: 3
Coding region: 121-906 (261 amino acids)
Biological process (GO): jasmonic acid metabolic process; salicylic acid metabolic process
Molecular function (GO): methyl salicylate esterase activity; methyl jasmonate esterase activity; methyl indole-3-acetate esterase activity
Source: RefSeq, a predicted model, not a curated record
GCAGAAGAAUGGACCCUAUAUAUCACAAGCACCAUUAAUUAUCCUUUCAGGACCCGAAAUCCUUCUUUUUAAACCGAUAGAAAGCUAGUUCCUGAUCGUAAGAUAAGAAAAGGUAGCGAAAUGGAAAGUGGGAAACACUUCGUUUUAGUUCAUGGAGCUUGCCAUGGAGCAUGGUGCUGGUACAAGCUUGUAACUAUGCUCAAACUAGCCGGCCACCAUGUGACUGCCUUGGACCUUGGUGCUUCAGGUAUUGACCCAAGGCGGCUUGAUGAGAUUACAUACAUUUCAGAUUACUCGCAGCCUUUAAUGGAGUUCAUGGCUUCUCUUCCUCAGGAUACGAGAAUUGUUUUGGUUGGUCAUAGCUAUGCUGGUCUAUGUAUUUCUCUAGCCAUGGAGAACUUUCCUGAGAAAAUUUUGGUUGCAGUUUUUGUUUCAGCUUAUAUGCCUUCUUUCAGCUCUCCACCAGGAAAUCUCAUACAAGAAUACUUCAAAAGAACUUCAGCGGAGCCAUCAAUGGAUUGCCAAUUUACGUUUGCUAAAGGAAUAGAAAAUCCUCCAACUUCAGCAAUCUUUGGUCCAGAAUACAUGAAAAUAAAGAUGUAUCAGUACUGCAAACCUGAGGAUCUUGAACUAGCUAAGAUGCUGAUAAGACCAACUGGGUUAUUUUAUGAGGAUUUUGCCAAUAAUUCUAUGCUAACAGAAGUGAAAUUCGGGUCGGUCUGUCGGGCUUUUAUAGUUUGUGAAGAAGAUGAAGUGAUGACGGAAGAAUUUCAGCAAUUCAUGAUCAAGAAUAGCCCACCUCAAGAAGUGAAAGUGAUCAAGGAAGCUGGUCAUAUGGUGAUGCUUUCAAAGCCUAAAGAGCUUUGCCUAUGCAUGGAAGAGAUUGCUGACAAGUAUAGUAAAUAGCUGAGAAAUAUGCGUAGCACAUAACAAUUAUUCAGUUGAAUUAGAUAAGUAUUGUAAGUACUGUAUGUUGUUUUCUGUCUAUUACUUCAGAAACAAAUAAUAGAAAACUCUAAUUUGGGCAAUGAAA